CGUUUUCGCUCUAUCUUCACCUUCCUCCACAACCUUGACAAUGGCGGAUAAAGCUCCUGAACUAGGAAAAAGAGAAAAGGCACCAGCAUUGUCACAGUCUGCUAGAGCCGGACUUCAGUUCCCCGUUGGUCGUAUUCAUCGUUAUUUGAAGGAGAGGAGCCGAAACAAUGCACGUGUGGGAGCCAAGGCUGCGGUAUAUUCUGCAGCUAUUUUGGAAUAUUUAACAGCAGAAGUUCUGGAAUUGGCUGGUAAUGCAACCAAGGACCUCAAAGUCAAGCGUAUUACACCUCGGCAUCUUCAGCUUGCUAUCCGUGGUGACGAAGAGUUGGAUUCAUUGAUCAAGGCUACCAUUGCUGGAGGUGGUGUGCUUCCGCAUAUUCACAAGAGUCUCAUCGGGAAGACCAAGGGUCAAAAGAAGGUGUAAUUUACUCAUUUUUUGGUCAGCAGCGCUAUGUUUUCUCAGUUCCUUCAUCCUGUAAAUUCGUGGGUACUACUUAUUCCCUGUUUCUCCAUUUUUUCUUGAUAGUUUUAUUAAAUAUUUUUUUUUCUACCUUUUUUUUUUUUUUUUUUAAUUGCUUAUAGCCAUUCAUAUCGUUCUAAAGUUUCUAGUUAGCAACUAUGCUGUUGUGUGUGUUUUG
Umbelopsis ramanniana AG is the source of this 638-nucleotide messenger RNA. RefSeq lists its product as uncharacterized. Gene Ontology annotation, molecular function: protein heterodimerization activity; DNA binding; structural constituent of chromatin. The transcript is spliced from 3 exons. Lineage: Eukaryota; Fungi; Mucoromycota; Umbelopsidomycetes; Umbelopsidales; Umbelopsidaceae. Gene Ontology annotation, cellular component: nucleosome. The coding region runs from base 41 to 424 and encodes 127 amino acids. The record is from RefSeq and is a predicted model, not a curated record.